This is a messenger RNA of Yamadazyma tenuis ATCC 10573, 1693 nucleotides long. RefSeq lists its product as uncharacterized. The record is from RefSeq and is a predicted model, not a curated record. NCBI's taxonomy places the organism in Eukaryota, Fungi, Ascomycota, Pichiomycetes, Serinales, Debaryomycetaceae.
UAACUAUCGCGCAAGCCGAUGGAGGUCUCAAUUGUCCAUGAAUACUCCAUAUUGUACUCCGACAGACUAGUGCAGAAGGAUAAGAAGUGGGUGGAUGGCUUCUUGAGGUACUAUGAGUUCAACAACAAGGUGGAAAUCCUUAAUGAAGACGAGCAAUUGGUAAAGGGCGAUUUCAAGAACAUACUGUUUGAAGUGGGCAAGCAGUAUGUGAUAAACAAAAUGUUGGUGGACAUAAUAGACUUCAACGGAACAUCCGAGAGGUAUAUUUCGGUACUACUCAAGAAGGAACCAGUAUCAGGUGACUCUCCACUGGUGUCAAAUUCCAUCAAACAGGAGUCUAUUCCUACUACCAUCAGAAGAUCACCAAGUAUGUCCAGCUUACCAAAACCACCAGCUAUCAAGAUACAACAACGUUCGUUAGGACUCACAAAGACUAAAAGCAUUACCCAUGUACCAAAAAGUGGUGGGCCAAGCGUGUUGCUGAAAAGAAAGACCCUAAUUGGCCUACAGCAAAUGUCUGCAAAAUCGCCAGGAUUGAAAAGACCUACUUCACCUGUUUCCAAAGAUGCUAAACUCAAGUUCCCAGUUGUGGAACCUAUCGCCGGGCGUAUUCUUCCUAGAAGUUCUAUAAUCUACAAAUUUAUGGACUAAGUAACCCUUCAUUCACAUACACCAACUAGCUAUUGUUUGGUUUAUCGUUUUUCCUGAAUACCAUCAUUGGAAUGUAAUGAGAUACCAAUGCAUGUGCUAAUGGAAUGGAACAAACAAUCCCACUGAGAGCAGCUAUUCCGGGAAUACUGGCAACUGCAGCCAAAAAAGAUUGUACAGUCAAUUCGGCCAUUCACAAACGAUAAAAUUGUUUAAACCACAAAUAUACAUUGAGAAGGUAACUAAAAGUUGCCAUUUUCGGGCAAAGCUUGUUUGUUAACACCUGUUCAUAUUUCCAAGUUGUAAUAUUUGCUGUCGAUUUGAGGAGAUGAUAAGAUAGGAACAUGUACAAUUCGUUCAAAGUUGUGGUUGAUCUCUAUCCAAGACUUGAGGAGAUUAUCUGAAAGCAAAGGUGUUAGAAACUUAUCGUUCAACAUUAAAGAUCCCAGGAGCUUAUUGGGCAAUACUGUUGUUGAAGUUCUAAGGAUUGUUAAGUUAUUUUUUCCAAUUGUGAAGUUUUGUGAUAAGGAGCCCAAAGACGAUUUGAACAAUAGCUUAUUGUCAUUGCAGUAAACAAGAAUAUACCUGACGGAUUUCUGUAUUUCGAGUUGGAACUUGUAACCCGUGAAAGGGGGUUUGUGGUAACAGUAAUGAGAUAGGUCAGAUGCUAGAAUCAACGAUGCCCACAAAAAGCACAAUAUGAACUUCAUGGUUGGUUGAGAGAUCUGCUAUUACUCUUGUGAGCAUUUUUUCGUAAUGGAAAAAUUGAAUCAAUAGGCUUUGGUUGAUAGAGGUGCCGCAGCUUCUCAUAAGAAGUCUCUACAUCGAGUCUGUGGGUUCAAAAAACAGGUACUCAUUCUUUGCAGUGUUAUCCACUCUUUUGUGGAUAACAUUUUGAAUUCAACCCGUCCACAAACCCGUGUCAAUGCUUGGCUAUUCCGAAUUUCUGUCAUGAUAUUGUCUUCAUUUGCCUGAUCAAGUUAUUGUAUAUCUCAGCUUAGAUGCCAUCUUCUUUAGGAACCAUUCGAAUUUCAUAAAUACUUUU